AAGGGAAGGACUGGCGGCGGAGAGGUGGUUUGGGGACCGAGCGGGACAGGGGCGUCCCACUGCCCGAUCCCACCCCGGCGCUUUGCAUAAAUAAAUAAAUCAUGCAGCAAGGGAGAGGUGGAGAGAGAGGGCGAGCAGAGGAGGUUACUUUGGGAAGCCGCGCAGCUCGCUCAUCCCAGCCCCGUAGUUCGGAGGGAGUGUGUCAUGUUACAGGGGAGCCACGAUCAGCCAGAGCACAACGUCGCCGGAGCAGCUGAGAAUUACCUCUCUCUAAUGGGGACUUUCAUGUGCGAGCUCCUGGCCAGUCUGCGAAGGAACUGAAACUGACAGCUUAGAAAGAAUCAAAAUCCUACCAGCGAACCAAAAGACUGAAAUACAGGAGGAAAAAAAAAAUCUUGAUCAGAUUAUUUUCCCCCCCCUCGCACUCUUUGCUGCAGUUGGAUCCCUUUUUUUUCUGCACCCCUUUUAUGUGACAGGGAGGGAAUGUUGGAGGAGAAGAGCUGGAAAGGCGUCGACGAAGCAGCUUUUGACAGGGGGUGUGUGGCUCCCCCCAGGACCGGCGAUGGGGAGAGAUGCUGCCGCCUCCCUCUCCUGCUGGGCUCGGGGCUGCCCGGCGUGUCCCUGCUCUCUCUGGUGCUGAGCCUCCUGCUGUACUUUCGGACCUCGGAUCUGCAGUCCCGGGUGUCCCACUUGGAAGCAGACAGACCCACACAGCUCCCUGCCUGGCUCUCAGCAGACCAAAUGGAGACAGCUAUUUUGGGAAGAGUUGACCAACUGCUCAAUGAGAAAUUAAAGUUCCACUUGCCAAGACAUCGAGAAGUUCGAGACACACACCAGCGAUGCGACUGCCCGGCAGGUCCACCUGGGGACAAAGGUGCCAUGGGAAUCCCUGGGCGGCCGGGACUAAAAGGGCAAUCCGGAGAGAAGGGUGCUCCAGGAGAAGCUGGCAUGUCCAUCAUCGGUCCCCGCGGUCCACCCGGACAGCCUGGAACAAGAGGUUUUCCUGGAUUCCCGGGCCCUAUUGGCUUGGAUGGCAAACCGGGGCAUCCUGGACAGAAGGGAGAGAUGGGUGCUGCAGGUCCCAGGGGACAACCUGGACCCCCAGGACAAAAAGGAGAGAAGGGUCAGUGUGCAGAGUACCCGCACAGGCUGCUGCCUCUCCUCAAUUCAGUGCGGCUGGCUCCACCUCCGGUCAUAAAGAGACGCACUUUCCAGGGUGAACAAGGACAGGCAGGGAUACAAGGUCCCCCAGGGCCCCCUGGUCCUCCAGGGCCCCCUGGACCAGCUGGACCCGAAGGAAUCCCAGGACGUCCUGGGCCAGUUGGACCCCCUGGCAGAGCAGGAGAACCUGGAAAGCCUGGCAGAGAUGGAAAGGGCUUACCUGGGCCUCCUGGACCAAAGGGAGAUGCUGGGAUUCAGGGAUACCCUGGCAGAAAGGGUGAGGCGGGCGAGUCGGGCCUGCCCGGUGCCCAUGGCCUCCCUGGAGCCUCUGGCCCCAAGGGUGAAAAAGGGGAUGCUGGCAUAAAGGGGGAGAGAGGCAUGCCAGGGCUGCCAGGAAGACAUGGCUCCAAGGGCGCUCCCGGGAUGGCCGCCGCAGGGAUGAAGGGCGAGCCUGGGACUCCAGGAGAAAAGGGAGAUUCUGGAGUGCCAGGGAGGAUGGGCCCCCCAGGUUUGCCAGGGAAGAGGGGGCAGCGGGGUGAGAAGGGACGAGCUGGUGACCCUGGAAUUCCUGGACUUCCUGGCCCAAAGGGAGAGAAGGGAACUGCUGAGAAUGCCUUGGUGGGAGCUAAAGGAGAACCUGGCCCCCCAGGUCUGCCUGGACCCCCUGGACCAAAGGGAGAAGCUGGUGACGUUGGCCAGCCUGGUGCUGCAGGAUCACAGGGAGAAAAGGGGGAACGUGGUUCACCAGGAGACCAGGGACCCGUGGGCCCAAGGGGUCCCAAAGGAGAGCCUGGGAAGGAUGAAAUGAUGGACUAUGAUGGGAACAUCAGUGAAGCUCUCCAGGAAAUACGAACUUUGGCCUUGAUGGGACCCCCAGGACGUCCAGGUGUGGCUGGACCUCCAGGGCCACCAGGACAGAAGGGUGAAAUUGGCUUGCCAGGUCCUCCAGGCCACGAUGGAGAAAAGGGACCACGUGGCAAGCCUGGAGAAAUGGGUCCCCCUGGGCCUCAGGGACUGCCAGGAAAGGAUGGACCUCCUGGGAUGAAGGGAGAGCCAGGCCACGUCGGGGGCAGAGGAGAGAAGGGUGAUAAGGGAGAGCCAGGACAAGCGGGCUCACCGGGUCUAGAUGGCCCCACUGGAGAGAAGGGCGAACAAGGUGACCAAGGGAUGCCAGGACCAUCAGGAUUGCCAGGGCCCAUUGGACUUCCAGGAUUGACAAUAUCUGGGCCCCCUGGACCCCAGGGCCCUCCAGGACCUCCAGGUCUUCAGGGUGUCCCAGGACCCAAGGGGGAAGCAGGGAUUGAUGGAGUGAAAGGAGAGAAGGGUGCCCAGGGUGAAAAAGGAGACAGAGGGCCACUGGGAUUACCCGGUGCUUCAGGUUUAGACGGCAGGCCUGGACCACCGGGUAUUCCAGGACCAAUUGGGGCUUCGGGACCAGCAGGACCAAAGGGAGAAAGGGGCAGCAAAGGAGAUCCUGGAGUUGCAGGACCAAUGGGGCCAGCAGGGCUUCCUGGUUUACAAGGUCUACCUGGUGACAAGGGAGUCCGGGGGGAGAGGGGCAAGAAAGGCUCUAGAGGGUCUAAAGGGGAUAAGGGAGACCAAGGAGCACCUGGAUUAGAUGCACCCUGUCCGUUGGGAGAAGAUGGCCUUCCAGUUCAAGGCUGCUGGAAUAAGGGUCAAACUCCUUGGCUGAUAGCCAGAAAGUGAGUCUGAGGGUGGAGAAGCUUGGGAAAUGGCAGCAGAGGGAAAGGAGAAGGAGGACCUUCCUGAAGAUUUGCUGGAGAUGUUUUGCAAGUUCCCUCCCUGGAGCUUGGGAAGAGUUCCUCAGCAGUGCACCAGGAAUGUGUGCCCAGAUGCUGGGCCUGCAGGAGCUCGGAGUGCCAGCACUUUCUGCUUUGCUUUCUGUUUUCUCCCAGAGGCCAGUGGCAGGGGUUGAGAAUGGCACCAUUUAUAUUCUUUUUCUUUGGUCAUUUUCACUUUAUUCUACUAUUGUGGUCAGACUCUUCAGAUGAAGAAUUAGGCUCAUUUUCCAGCAGCAGCUACAUAAAUGAGUGCAAGACACAGACAAUAUUUCUGGGAGGGGAUCCUUUGAUCCAAGAAAGAAACCCUUCUUGAACAUUUCUCUUUAGAAAAGCAGAGAAAUCCCAGAACUGUGUUCAGUUCAGAGUGCUGCUCAGAGAGGAUGUGAUAACACUUUUUGCUACCAUUUCUGCUUACCAGGUGACAAACUUCCACCUGUAUCAUUGAUGAUUCCAUCUUUAACCUUUUCAUCACAAACUUCCUUCUCCCGUUUAAUUAUAAGGAAAUGACAUUGGUUUGUUUGGGUUUUCUAAAACCAUACUGGAUUCUGAAGGCAUGAAAUAUGUUGUCGGAAGAGGAAAAUGUGGAGUGUGGAAAAAGUCUGGUUUCACGGACUAAUUCCUUUGCUUUCUGUGCUUGUGCUUUGGUCUCCACUGCACCCUCUGGAUGUACUUUGUCUGGAGCCCUCCAGAAAUGCUUUCUGCUGGCCCAUUAAGGCUCUUUUGUGGGUACAUCUCCCCAGAUGUACAUCCAGAUGGAAAAGAAGGAUCACAAGGGUUCGAUUCCACUGUUACAUGUUUUAAUAUGUUCACUAAAGGGAAAUAAAGAUUGGCAAAGUGCUGAGGGGUUCAGAGGACAUUUCCCAGCUGCCUAAAGGACAGAAUAUACAAUCCUGGAUACUUCCUACCAGCUGCCAUGCAAGCCUGGCAUCCUUUACUCAGCCUCCACUGCUGAAGGUUAGCAUGUAAGCUCAAGUGUCUUUCCACCACGGCUCUUGCAAUUUAUUUUAAAAACCCCAAACUUAAAAUAAGUACCUGUCUUUUGAACGUGACAAAACACCUCUGCUUUCCUGAGUGCGUUGGGAAUCCCGUUUGCCCAAGAACUAAACCACGUAUUUAACACUUUGAGGGAGUGAUUCCCCGCUGGCCUAAAUGAUGCCAUUUGCAUAUUGAAAUACUUGGGUGAGCCAGGGCUAUUGUUAUUAGAGCUAAUGAAUGAUAUUAUCUCAAUCAUUAGACAUCCAAGUGCUAAGCGAUUCACAUUACAGCUGGGGAGAAAGUGCUGAUUUCAAGCUGAAAGGGAUGCCAUUAGCCCAGAGCAAUCCCAGAUUCAAACACUCUUUGUCAGCACAAGUGGAAUGAUUCUGAUCUUCUGAUAAGGACGUCUGUACCUGACAGCCAUCUCCUCUCUCCGAUGCACAGAAAGUCCACUGUUAAAAUAAGUCCAGGUUUGCAAAGAUUCGGGGAAAAGUCCUGCUCUCAGGUUCAUCUGAAGAAUUGCAGAUUUUUUUUUUUGAAGUUUCUAACAGAUGUGUUCAGGAAAUAGAGUAGUGGGGGAAGAAAUUGUUUCAGCUGGGAACCAGGCUGGUGGAAAUAUUAAUUUAUUUUAUUUGUAUUUUUUUUUAAUUUUUACUUUUUUGGGGUGGGCGGAGGGAGAACCUGACCAGAACUGCAGGCGGUAGGGUGUGCAUUUUUCCUUCUUUUUUAAUGAAAACCAUUAUAUAUAUAGUUUGAUAAUGUUGCUUUUACUUUUUGUGAAUGAUUUUUGGGGGGCAAUUUGUUUGCUCUGUUCUGUUUUCUUUUAGUAUAUUUUAAUGGGCUUUUGGAAUAAGUGCAUAGGAGUUCCUCACCCAAAAUGUCCUAAGGACAUUCCUGUUGUGUUUUUUCCCCCCAAGUUCAGUAGUGAAAAGGUGCUUUCUAUCGGCAAAGGCGUUUUUAGUGGGGAUAAACAUAUCCCCAAAGGCCACACCUAGGGACCAGGUGCCAGCGACCUCUCCCAGACAAAACGCUCCCUCCACAACGCUUCAUUUACAUUUACAAAGAUCCGAAGGGCUAUGUUAGGGACCAGCCGCUUGGAAAUGGUCUCUUCCCACCUUAGACAGGUGGUCUGUCUGAAAGCAGUGGAGUCUGGCAGGAGUCGCUGUGUCCUCUUCAGCAAAACCUUCUACAGCCUGAGAUAGCAGGCUUGGCUAGGAAGAGCUGAAAAAUUGAAUUAGGAAGACGUUUAUUUGAAGAUGGCAAGUUCAUGGAGGGUACCUGCUCGAGUGUUACUGUCUGUUGCUGUUGUUUUCUCUCCUCUGAAUCCAGCAGCACACACAAGUUCAAGCUUAGCUUUGGGGCUGUGCUUCACCCUGAGCCUAUGUGCAAAUGCUUUGCUGGAUGAAGGUAUCCCCUUCUUUUACACUUUUUUCUUCCCUUCCCCUCUUUUUGUCCCUGUAUCUUCCAGAUGUCUUUGAUCCAGACAAAAUAACUGCUUGCUUUUCUGCGUUUUCAGAAAAUCUCUGUUGGUCACGUUUGGAUAAUUUUCCACUCCCUGUUAUUACCUACCCUUCCUGCUAUCCUCCCUCCCUCCUUGUAGGCCUGCUUUGGUAAACAUUUUAUCUGACGAGACCAUCGUGACAAAACAUGAAUUAAGAUUGUAGAUGUUUGUGAUUUAUUUUAGAGUUGACUGUAAACUUUUUACUGUUUAAAAGGCAGCAAGGACAGUGUAGUUUCGUAGCUUUCUUGUGAUUUUGUUUGGUCUUUUUUAAACAGUUAGAAUAUUGCAGAUUUUUUUUUUCAAGAAAAACAUGCUAAACUUUAGUUUUUCCUGCAAAACAUGAGUUUCUUGAACCGCUGUUUCAAAGGUUAGUAAGUUGGAUACUAAUGGCAGGUACGAGAGGACUGAUUGUGGAGCUUGUGGAGCGCAACUUACUCUAUUGCUUUCCAUGGUAUGCUGUUUGUCAGUCUCUUGUCUCCAGUGGGGGUUUGCUGGGAGUGUGAAAUUCCAUUUUGUGAUAAUUCCAUUGUUUUUUCACAGUAAUGUUUCAAAAUGUUGCUUCAGUAAAUCGUCCCUUUUGCUCUCCUGCAAAGAUUUGCUUUUACCCUGAUGUUGCACCCCACCAGCAGUGCCCCAGACCAAGCAGUUCCACCCUUGUUUUGAGCCUUCCGAAGGAAGAACGUUAGCUCCGUGAAUUCCACAGCCUUCUCUGGGUGAUGUCAGUGAAAAACAGAGGGAGACACUUGGCAGCAAGACUGUGCAGGCUGCCAUAGGCAGACUCCUUCUCUGAGCCUGGUCCUUCAGCAUUCAUUCAUGACCUGCUCCAUUCCCACUCCCUUGGCUCUGCUGUCCCUUGUUCUCACUCACCAUGACGUUCAGAGGCAGAGCAUUCAUUGUUGUGUUCGCCCCCACGGCAAAAGGGCUGAGAUUAUCCCCGGUGCAGGGAGGAAGGGCCCGACCCCACGCUGUUCUCAUGGCUCUGGAGCAGAAUGAGCUCCAGAGGCCGAGCAGGGCAGCAAUGGGAGGGAGCUCCUGAUUUAUGGGACAGCCUGUGGGUGCCACGGGCUCUCCACGCUUCCAUCACCAGUGGCUGCAGUGAGUGGCUGUGGGGUUUCUCUCGAUGCCCUGCUGUCCCCAUCCAGGUGACUUAGCUCCUCCAGAAAGUCACAGUGAUCCCCCUUGGCAUUCAGAGUCCUCAGAGCUACAGGGAACACGGCCCUGAUGGCCUGUCCCACACCUGGAAUGCCUGUGUCAUGGGCACUGCUCCUGUUUCUCACCUUUGUGUCACUUGGACACCAAAUUCUUUGGUACCGGGACACUUUCUGUCCAAGAUUUGCUCAUCAGCCAAUGCCAGACAAACACGGACGACCUGCAGGAGAACGAUUUCUGAAGCAACUCUGUGUCCUUACAUACCUGGUUUCCUUGUAUUUUACAAGAGGGAUUUUCCCCCUUUGAUGGCAUAGGAUGUAGAAUAUUUAUUGUAGCUGUAGCAAAGUGAUGAAUUGUGCGUAGACUUGACAGGGCAUUGUUUCUCUUACAGGCACUGAUUGAUUGAGAUGUUUAAAUCUGAAUACAUUUUGUACACUUCUUUUUUUCCACACUGAGCUUUUCAGCCUGUGUAUUGAAUAUCCAGUGUUAUUUAGCAUUGAUUCAUGUAUGUGCUGUGUAUACUUGUGUGUUUCCAGUAAUUUUUACUGUCGUCGUGCUGUUUCUGAGAUGUUAUUUCAACUCCUUUUGACAUAGUUUAGCUACUUGGAAUUUUUUGGACUUCCACAAAAUUCCAUGCUUAGUAAUUGCUAGAAUGAAGAGAACAAAGGGAUGUUCUUUCCCACAAGCUUUUCAACCUCAGUAGGAGCUUCUUCGGCCAAAAUGAGCAUUUGACUUUUCUUUUUCACUUUUUUUCUUGUUAAUACAAUAGUGCUGAUUGGUUUUUAAUCCUGGGAAUUCUGAAUUCCAUGUUGACCAUUCCUAGCAAUAUUUUACAGAAGCAGAGAUAGCUGUGCCAUAAGGAGUUAUACUGAUGAUAACAGAAUUGAAAUAUUGUAAUUAUUUGGCGUUUAUUUAUAAAUGUUUUUUCCACUAUUAGGUUUUUAAGCAAAUCUUUUCUCAGUGUGAUAUAAGAUUAAAAAGACACUAAAGGACUAAGCACUCAACAUGUACAAGGAAAGGGAUUCUGGUAAAUGACUUCCAUCUGUAUGAGCGAAAAAUAGCUUAGGAAUUUUUGUCAGAACAAAAGCUGAGUUUCAGUUACACACUUCCUGAGUCCAUUAAUUAAUUCAGCGAUUUCAAUGAAACCAUCCCUGUCCUGGAAACCAGAGAUACACUUUAAGGACCCCCUGAAUCCACUCCUCAGUAGCAAAAAAAGCUGAGUUUUGUAGAAAUAAAGUGUUGCUUAAAUAUAGCACCUUCAAAGCAUUUCUGUCUUGUAAAAGAUGAGAAUGUUAUCUUUAAUCACCGAGUACCCAUUUAUCAGAUAAAGAAGCCAGUGAUGAUAUUAUCAGAGGUGCUGGUCUAUAUUGUGAUAAAAACUGCUAUGCAGAGCUGUGUAUUACUGUUUGAAAUACCUUAGUACGGUAUUUACAUUAAUUAUCAACGUUAGGAGAACAGAUAUGUGAGAUUUUAGGAGGAAGUUUGGUUGGGGAAUGGGUUUUUGGAUAACUAAAAGCGGGCUGAAAAACCCGGCAGGAUGUUAUGAAAAACGUCUCUGGCUGGGGGGUGGUUGUAGUGUUAAACGUGACAUCGGACUUAAAGUGUCAUCCCAUUGUUUUCCAAGAGAAAUCGGAUGGAUUCCCCGUGCCUUGUGUUGAAGCUUUGUGUCGAUGUUUUAGUGAGGUUUCUAUUCUAAUGUAUAAACGAAAUACAUACAUACAUAGCUAUUCCAGUACAGUCUGCAUUUGUUCCCUACGAUGUACAUACUUUCUUCUCCUUUUAUAAAAAUGCCUGUUUACCUGCACGUAGUUUGUGUCUUUUGUAAAUGACACCACAUGCAAAUCACAGCCCAUAAAUUCACUUACAGGUGAAUUCCCUUCCCCUUUAGGGCUGGGUUUCAGGUUCCUGUGCUGAGGCAAGCACGCCAUCUGCUGUUUGCCAGUCAGGCCCGGGAAGUGUGGAACUGGUGGGGAAAUGUCAAUGGAUUUAGGAGAGAAACCUCGAUGUCAAUGGAUUUAGGAGAGAAAUCCUCGAUUUUAAAGGAUAGAAACCUCAAAGACUGUUAUCACUACAAAAUUAGAUGGCUGGAGAGAGGACAGAGUCCUUCCUAGUGCCUGUGUGAGGGAAAGGCAGCAACAUCCACGGAGCCCUAGCACUGGAUGCUGCAGAAUCUGCACAGGAGAAAGCCUGAAAGCUCCCAUGGCACAAACAGUGAGCGUGGAGCGAGGCAAAAUCCUCAAGGAUCUGGAUGUUUAACAGUGACUGAUGCAUAAAGCUGUAUAGGAAAACAAAUAUGUUUGAUGAUCCAACUGGCAAUGGAGUGUUUCAAACAUUGCUUUUUUACCUUUCCUUGAGGCUUCAAGGUCACUCUUGUUAAUAAAGUGAUGGCUCCUGGAUGGGCAUUGCUCUGCCCUGGGAGAGCAGUGAAAUCUUGCACUUGCUCAAUAAAUAAAUGUUCUGGGGGCUUGCUCUGUCCUGCCUCAGACAAACCAAAGGUUGAGACCCAAAGGUUGGCUUGUUUCAAAACAUUUUCAUUUAUUUAUAGGACACAGCUGAGAUUUUUUUUCCUUUAGGACUAUGCAGUUAGCAGGAAAAAAGAGCUAACGAGGUAAAUUGUUUUGUUUUAAAUCAAACUCAGGAACAAUUAUGAAAGCAGACAAACAAGCAGGGCUGUGCUGUCCUUACCUGUGAAGCUGCUCUGAAAAGAACCUGGAGCUGAGCCAGGGAGACAAUGUGCUUGUCUGUGUCACCAGAGAAAGGAAAUGUGUCACUGCUCCAAAGGACACCAGAGGGUGUCACAGCACAGGGACAGACAUCCUCAUCAGCACAGCAACCAUCAAUCAGAUCUAAGGUCCCUUUGCUAGAGGUGAGAAGUGGGAAGUGUGAUCUGUUCAGUGCAGAUCUGGAGGGAUUUGGAGUUGAGUGACUCGCUGCUCAAGCAGUCCAAUGACACAUUGCUGCAUCUUUGCUCCUCUGACAAACAAACAGGGUUCUGCAAAUGCCAAACCCAAAUCAUCACAUCAGGAGUCCCCAGACGAAGAAUGUGUCACUUUCUGCACCAAAAAGCUGUGCUAUGGUAAAUGCACAUUGUUGCAAGUAGUUUUCUUACAGAAAUUCACAGGGAUGGAGGCUUUCCUGCCCUUUAGCUUGGCAGUGCCUGGUUGCCACAUUGAUCUCUGGCCAAAGGCAUCACUCACAAAUGUAUGGUUUUAUCCAUCCAGCUUUCCUCAAACUCAGAAACUGAAAUAGGUAUUUUAGGAGUUAAUGUAAAAAAUUGCAAUCCUUGGGAGGUACAGAGCACCAAGACAAAAGCAUCGGUCCUUUCUCAAGCCACCACUCAGUUUCCUUAGCUAGAAGUCCUGUUCUAAAUCUUUGGAGAAGCCAUUGAAUACUCGAGUCCCACAGUUUUCCCUAUCCCCUUCUGGCUAUUCUUUCUGAGUUGAGGAGAGCGAUCCUACAACGUAUUCCUCAGCUGAAAACAGUGUUAUUUUCUGGGGUUUGUUACCUAUUCUUUUUUUUUCCUCAUUCUGAAAGAUAUAUUUGUAUUUUUAUUUUUUUUGUCUUAGGGAGAAGUUAUGUUCGUUGUGAUUAGACAUUUAAUUGGUAUUUUUACUUACAUGGCUAAGGAAUAAUUAAGAUGCGAUCUUAGCUGCAUUUGAGGAUAAGUAAAAAGGAUUAAAACCUCCUUUUAAAGGAUGAAAAGACAUGUUUGAUGUUUUGCUAAGCUAAUAAGCUACAUUCAACUUUUAGAAUCAGUUGGUGUUUGGGGAAGAAAGACCUUUCCCCUUGCUUACACACUUCAGCUAACCUGUGACUGCAGCUAAUCAGCCCUCGUUAAACAACUGACACACACAAAGACUUCAAAUUCUGAAGUACGUGGGAUGGUCUAAUUUAGGAAAGUACUAUUAAAAGAGAGUUCUUCAGAAAGCUGGGAUGUAGGUUUUCUGGCUUCUUUAGCCCAUUGUACCCAAUCUCCUGGCAUAACAAGCACAUAAGCAAUAUGAAAGGUGGAGGAAGGGCUUAAAAAUGCCUAAAAAAUGGGAAAAAAAAUAAUUCAUUACAGAAAUAUAGAUCAGUUGCAGAACUUGGCUGUUAAAGGAGUUCACUAUAGACACACAUCAGCUUUGCAUUGGGCUAUCCUAAUGCCAGGGCAAUGCUUACACUGAUUUGAUCAAGUUCCCUGGAUUAUACGCACGCAUGAAAGGGAGCUUUUGGAGUACUUGGCAUUCCUGUCCUGCCAGGAUGACCCUGAACGCCUGCCAGCCCCAGCGAGAGCCAAGCGCUGUCUCUGGGUUCUGGAGCUGUGAAAUAUUCAUUGCAAUGUUUGAGCCAUAACAGCUUCUGCCCCAAAAUGGGAGUGCCAUAAACAGGCUGCUUCCCCCCUAGCCGGGGAGUCAGGCAGGCAGCGGGCUAGAAAUGAUCAGAUAGAUGUGUUGUUUAUUUUGACAAAGUAACAGAUUGUGGUUGCGCUCAGGAGGCAACAGGCAGAUGGUCUCUGCACAACCUAGAGAGGGCAGGCCCCGCUCCUGCUGAGUGGGAAAGCUCUGCUUGACUCCAGCACGGCACAAACGAGGCUGAGCAACAGUUCUUCCCUGAACAGCUCCAUCCAAAUGGCACAAACGAGGGUUAGCAACAGUUCUUCCUUCAACAGCUCCAUCCAAAUGGCACAAACGAGGGGUAGCAACAGUUCUUCCUUCAACAGCUCCAUCCAAAUGGCACAAACGAGGGUGAGCAACAGUCCUUUCCUUGAACAGCUCCAUCCAAAUGGCACAAAGGAGGGUGAGCAACAGUCCUUUCCUUGAACAGCUCCAUCCA
Motacilla alba alba is the source of this 11403-nucleotide messenger RNA. RefSeq names its product collagen type XIII alpha 1 chain (gene COL13A1). The coding region runs from base 484 to 2868 and encodes 794 amino acids. NCBI's taxonomy places the organism in Eukaryota, Metazoa, Chordata, Aves, Passeriformes, Motacillidae. The transcript is spliced from 44 exons. The record is from RefSeq and is a predicted model, not a curated record.